Molecule: messenger RNA, 1182 nt
Organism: Drosophila kikkawai
Lineage: Eukaryota; Metazoa; Arthropoda; Insecta; Diptera; Drosophilidae
Product: phenoloxidase-activating factor 2-like
Biological process (GO): proteolysis
Molecular function (GO): serine-type endopeptidase activity
Source: RefSeq, a predicted model, not a curated record
AUGGCACGACACUGGAUCAUAGGAGCUCUUUUCUUGGGCUGUGUCCUUUUAGGCGAAGCCUGCAAAGACACGGAGCAGUGCGUUCUUGAGGAGCGGUGCGCAGAACAGCCUGCAUUUACGUACCGUUCAUUAUUAUGUCAGUCUCCUUAUGUUUGCUGUGCGGAAGUCAAAAAGGAUGAGGCGAGUGCCUGCAAAGGCACGGAGCAGUGCGUUCUUCAGGAGCGUUGCGCAGUAGAGGCGCCUCCAUUUACGUACCGUUCAUUAUCAUCAUCAUGUCAGUCUCCUUACGUUUGCUGUGAGGAAGUCAAAAAGGAUAAGGGUAGUACCGAGAAAACUGGCUCUUCUGAAGACAACGAGUGCGGCCGGAGCAAUCCGAAUGGUCUGGACGAAAACAUGGAAGUAUGUGAAGGUCAGACGUAUCCUGGGCAAUUCCCCUGGACGAUCGCUGUCUUCAUUAAGGGCACAUACAUAGGCGGCGGUACCCUAGUUGCCCCAGGAGUUGUGCUCACUUCUGCUCACAAGCUGCGCCACGUAUCCGAGGCCGACAUUGUGGUCAGAGCUGGAGAGUGGGACCAUUCCACUGAAGCCGAAGAGUUCUCCCAUGAGGAGAGCAGAGUAAAGGAGAUAGUGCGCCAUGAGGAAUUUAAUUACUCAACUGGAGCCAAUAACUUGGCGCUUCUCUUCUUGGAGACACCGUUCGAAAUCAAAGACCAUAUUCGGACCAUCUGCUUGCCCAACGAGGUAAAAUCCCUUGUGGGAAAACGAUGCACGGUUGCCGGAUGGGGAAGGCAGUCGUACCCUGUGAAGUAUAACUCGGACAUCCUGAAGAAAAUCGAAUUGCCCAUGGUAAGCCGUGACACCUGCCAGAGGCAGUUGAGGAACACCGUUAUGGGGCGCACUUUCUCCCUGGCUCCUAGCUUAAUUUGUGCCGGCGGCGAGCUCGACAAGGAUGCUUGCCUGGGAGACGGCGGAUCUGCCCUAUUCUGUGCUCUCGAAGAUGGUUCGGAUCGCUACGAGCAGGUGGGCAUCGUCAACUGGGGCAUUGAAUGCGGCAAGAAGGACGUCCCGGCAACGUACACAAAUGUGGCCAUGUUCACGGACUGGAUUGAUCAGCAGUUGAAGGGUCAUUCUGCACAAGUGCGUCAACCUGAAGUUCCACGAUUCCAAUUCAGGAAGACAUAA